Solanum pennellii is the source of this 1340-nucleotide messenger RNA. RefSeq lists its product as uncharacterized. The coding region runs from base 44 to 1186 and encodes 380 amino acids. The record is from RefSeq and is a predicted model, not a curated record. Lineage: Eukaryota; Viridiplantae; Streptophyta; Magnoliopsida; Solanales; Solanaceae. The transcript has a single exon. Gene Ontology annotation, molecular function: nucleic acid binding; zinc ion binding.
UGAAGAUGAAAAUAUUGCCCUCAUAACCAAAAGGUUCACCAGAAUGCUAAAGAGAGGGCAGACCUUUCAAAAGAAAACUUCUCAAAAACCAUCUGAAAACACUAAAGACCAGGUUUGUCAUAAAUGUGGGAGCCCAGAUCACUUCAUCAAAUUCUGUCCACUUUGGGCUUUAGAGCAGAAAAAGGCAAACUUUGAGAAGGUCAAAGACAUCAAGAAUGAUAAGUACAUUCCCACAAACAGAAGAAUGACCAAUCAAGAAGCGGAUCUUUCAACGAGAAGAGCCUUUGCCGCUAUGGGGGACUUAUCUGAAGAAGAAUUUGAGGAUGGAGGGUUCGAAAAUCAGUCACUACUUGCAAUAGAACAAUCAAAUAAAUAUGAUUUUCUUGCACUCAUUGCUGAAACAGAUUCUGAAGAUGAUGAAGAAGAUGACAAACAAAGCAAGGUAAGUUUUCAUCACAUCAAAGUAAAUAUUGAAUCAUAUUCUAAAAAGGAACUAGAGUCUUUAUUGAGUACUCUUAUAGAUGCAUAUCAGUCUGUCAAUUCUGAAAGAGAACAAGUGAUGGAAAACUAUGCAUCUUUAAGAGAAGUCAAUGACAAUCUUGAGAAACACAAUCACUUUCUUCAAAAUAAAUUAAAAGAACAGAUUAAAAUCUCAGAGUUAAGUCACAAGGGCAAAAACUCUGCUAGUGAACUUCAAUUAGCUCUAGAAGAAAAAAUAAAAUUGUUAACCAUAAAAUAUCAAGCUUUAACAGAAAGGAAUAGGUUGUUACAAGAAAAUCUUGAUCAUACCAAACUGGAUCUGGAAAGAAAUCUUAGAUGGACCAGGUCCUCUGAAAUUUUAACUCAGAUUCAAGAAAAGCAAACCACUAGUCGAAGUGGGAUAGGUUUUAAAAAACAGAAUAAUCUUGUGUCACACACUAUUCACAUGUCUAAAAGUUUAUGCACUCAUUGUGGAAACUCAGGUCAUUUAAAGAAUCAAUGUAAAGCUUUAUUUGAGGCUUUUCAGAAAAAUGUUAAGUUCACCAAAAAGGAAAAGACUGAUACGGCUAAGAACCUGGUUCGAAAUAAAAAUGCUCCAAAUAAAAGGUUUUCUUAUUUGCCUUUAUGGGCUAGAAGAAAUCUUAUUCAUCCUUUUACUCACAUAAAGGGGCCCAAGCUAAUCUGGGUUCCCAAGACUAAUCUUUGACUAGUGUUUCAGGUGAAGGUGAGAGGGAAAAGGCCAACUUGGUACAUGAAUAGUGCAUGCUCCAAACAUGUGCUAAAAAUGGUAGAAAAUUUCCUCUCGCUCUUUGACUUUCAAGGAGACAGUUUAUUCCUUGAAAAGGAUGAGAAAAAAAAAA